AGCCGCCGCUGCCAAUUAUCACACAGCCGCCGCCGUCAUUUUUGACGAAAAGGAUCGUAAAUAAUUGCACGCAGAACUGAGAUCACGUGUCCGGGAGAUGGAAUCAGCCGCACGCGCUCAGCGGGGGAUUAUUUGUUCCGUCGGAACACAGAAGUCGGUGUGAAACGGCUCCAAACGGGUGAGUUCUCCUCCAGCGCGACAACAAUUCCAUCUGAAAUGGUUUAAAAGUCGGGUUCUGUGUUCCGACCUCGGAGGUUCUGUCCGGUAAAUUCCUUCUAAAGACGUCAUGACUUGAGUAUUCGACGCAGCGACGGUGGAGUUAAAGAGCCCAAAGAGACAGACGACAUGGCAAAAAUCGGCUGUGUGAAGUCCUUCUCGACCAGGCAGCGGCCGUCCUCCAGCAGGCCCGGUGACGAGCUCGCCGUCCUCGAGAAUGGAGACAGCAGGGCCGUGUCUCUCUGCGAAGAGAACUCAGAGACGGCGUUGUCUUCAGAGUCCCGCAGAGACUCCUUCACAGGCACCGGGGCGAUGGCCAGGCUCUCUUACUUCUUCUUCAUGCUGUGGAACUGGGCGUCCCACAGAGUAAACCCCGAAACAGAGCGACACGACUCUUUCCUCGAGCGCUUCAGAGGCCCCGAACUCAAAGACCUCUCCAGCCGAGAGAGCAAUGCCCAGUCUGUGGACCAAAACGACACGACCCGGAAGAGGAAUCUUGCCAGUAAGUGGCCGCUAGCUACUUACAACAUGAAUAACUGCAACAACACAGACGACAAAAAAGAGGAGAUUAAAAAAGAUGAGAAAAAAGAGGAGGAGAAGAAAGACGAGAAGAAAGACGAGGAGAAGAAGGAUGAGAAGAAAGAGGAGAAGAAGGAGGAGAAGAAAGAUGAUAAAAAGGAUGAUAAGAAAGAUGAUAAAAAGAAGGAGGAGCCUCCGAAAGAGAUCUGGAUUAUGGAUCCAGCCGCGGACCAGUACUACAGAUGGCUGACCAUCAUCGCAGGCCCGGUAUUUUAUAACCUCAUGAUGAUUGUUACAAGGUCCUGUUUUAACGAACUCCAGGAAACUUAUACGAACCUCUGGCUCUUCUUGGACUACACCACAGACAUCAUCUACUUCACCGACACCUUCGUCAGAUCAAGAACAGGUUACCUGGAACAAGGCCUGCUGGUGAAAGAUUCCACGAAACUGAGAAAUAAAUACAGAACCACGUCUCAGUUCAAAUACGACAUGAUUUCAAUGAUACCCACUGAUCUGCUGUUUCUGAAGUUUGGAUACAACAACCCGGAGUUCCGAUUCAACCGUCUUUGCAAAAUCUCAAGGCUUUUUGAGUUCUUUGAGCGGACUGAAACCAGAACCAGCUUCCCAAACAUGUUUCGCAUCAGCAAUCUUGUACUCUACAUCCUCAUUAUUAUCCACUGGAAUGCUUGUAUGUUCUUUGCCAUUUCGAAAACCAUUGGUUUCGGAACCGACACGUGGGUGUAUCCCAAUAUCAGCCACCCAGAGCACGGCCGCUUGGCCAGAAAGUACAUCUACUCCCUGUACUGGUCCACGCUGACCCUCACCACCAUCGGAGAGACCCCCGCUCCAGUCAGGGAUAUUGAAUUCGUCUUCGUCAUUGCCGACUUCCUCACGGGCGUGCUGAUCUUUGCUAGUAUUGUCGGUAACGUCGGCGCCAUGAUCUCCAACAUGAACGCCUCCCGGGCCGAGUUCCAGGCGAAGAUCGACUCCAUAAAGCAGUACAUGCAGUUCCGAAAGGUCACCAAAGAACUGGAAGCCAGGGUCAUCAAGUGGUUUGACUACCUGUGGACCGAGAAGAAGACCUGCGACGAGAAGGAAGUGUUGAAGAACCUCCCGGACAAGCUGAAGGCCGAGAUCGCCAUCAACGUCCACUUGGACACGCUGAAGAAGGUUCGUAUUUUCCAGGACUGCGAAGCCGGUCUGCUGAUUGAGUUGGUGCUCAAGCUGCAGCCACAAGUCUUCAGUCCCGGCGACUACAUCUGCAAGAAGGGGGAUAUCGGCAGGGAGAUGUACAUCAUCAAAGAGGGGAAGCUGGCCGUGGUGGCCGAUGACGGGGUCACUCAGUUCGUGGUCCUCAGCGAUGGUGCGUACUUCGGGGAGAUCAGCAUCUUGGGCAUCAAGGGCAGCAAAGCAGGAAACAGGAGAACGGCCAACAUCCGCAGCGUGGGUUACUCCGACCUCUUCGCCCUGUCUAAAGACGACCUGGUGGAGGCUCUCACCGAGUACCCAGAUGCCAAAAAGGCUCUGGAGGAGAAGGGCAAAGCCAUCCUGAUGAAGGACAACCUGAUCGACGAGGCGAUCGCCAACGCCGGCGCCGACCCCAAAGACCUGGAGGAGAAGAUCAUCAAGCUGCAGGGCAACCUGGAUCUCAUGCAGGGCAAGUUUGCCCAGCUGAUGGCGGAGUUCACCUCCGGCCAGGCCAGGAUGAAGCAGAGGGUCACUGAGAUGGAGGCCAAAGUUAAAUCCAUACGACCCGAGGAUCUGUCAGAAGUGGUCGCCGACAAGGACAAAAAGGUCCAGUGAUGUGAGAGAUGCACCAGGAUCACGUAGAGUGACGCUUUUCAAAGGACCAUGUUUAUAUUCGUUUAUACAUCAUCAUUAUAAUGUGUCAAAUUGUGUACAGCAAAUGUAUUUGUGUAUGCUUUGAGAAUAUUUAUAUAUAUAUAUACACACACACACACGUAUUUAUUGUGCAUGCAAGAAAAGGCUUUUCAUAGCCUUAGAAUAAAGAGGAAUGUUUUGAACCGCUACAUCCCUUUGAUACGGUCUGUGAAGGUACAAAAUAAAACCCCAAAUCAGGUCUGUUUAUGUUAUAAUCAGCAUACGCGGUCAGUUACAUGUAAAUAAACAUUAAAAAUGUUGAUAUAACAAACUGUUCCUGUAUAUAGACUUUCUUCUUGGAAAGAGAAAAGCGAUUGAUGAUUCUCUUGUGGUUAGACCCCUGUCACAUGACCUACAUUCAUGUGAUCCUUUUCUACUGUAGAAACACGGCGGACUCCAAGAAGAGGAACCCUCAUCUCGUUCUAAGACAAUAAAAAGCUGUCCGUUGCCAUCUUGGCUUUUUAAAACAAGUUCAACGGAAGUGACCAUAUUUGGACUGUUCUGCGCCCUAAAGCAUACUUUUAUGUUUUGUUCUAUUCUAAAUAUUUUACUAAAUGAACAUCAUGCUGUAUUGAAGAAGACUUGAAACUAGAGACUGAGACCAUAAACUCAUGUUUACAAUGUUUACUGAGGGAAUAAAUCAAGAGAGAAGUAGAGUCAUUUUCCAUUAUGACAAA
Molecule: messenger RNA, 3293 nt
Organism: Pungitius pungitius (ninespine stickleback)
Lineage: Eukaryota; Metazoa; Chordata; Actinopteri; Perciformes; Gasterosteidae
Gene: cnga3a
Product: cyclic nucleotide gated channel subunit alpha 3a
Exons: 9
Coding region: 346-2538 (730 amino acids)
Biological process (GO): monoatomic cation transmembrane transport
Cellular component (GO): intracellular cyclic nucleotide activated cation channel complex; plasma membrane
Molecular function (GO): protein-containing complex binding; cGMP binding; intracellularly cGMP-activated cation channel activity
Source: RefSeq, a predicted model, not a curated record